UCUUCACCUCCUAGUCUCUGCACUGAAACUCACACAUCUUCUUUCCUCUGUAUUAAUUGACUUUAUAAAACCAUUUUCAAGUGCUUAACUACAUAAUGGGUUUAAUCACAACCUGCUCCAGAUCUGUGAUGACAGGGAGUGGCUUAAUCAAAACAGUGAUAAGAGGGCCAUAUUAAUCUUACAGUGACUCUGCUGAAGUUAUUUGAAUCACAGAUAGAUUUCACACUUUGUUGCUUUGUAUGCAUCAAACAGUGAAGUUUGCUGUUCAGCAGUAAUAAUCAAAACAUGCUUUCACCACAUAUGCAUGCACAUUUAGGUAAAACAAGACUAAUUUCAGGGUUUUCAGGUGUCUCUGUGUUGUUCCAUGCACAUGUAUUUGGUUAUAGCAGAAGUCUUGGAUCGUGUGAAAAUGAGCCAUUGAGAAAAUGGUAUGUGCCUGCUUAGAGGAUUAUAAACCAUUACGACAGUUCUUUAAAUGUACCAGUUCUCCUUUUGACACUAGGCAGAACUUUUGUUCCAUUCACUGGCUGUGGGCAGUGGAAAGAACACUCAGGUUUAAGCUGGUGGGGAGCCACUGCUACUGCAAUAUGCUCAGUUUAGAAAAAAAGAGUGUAUUCUUGUUGAAGCUGAUGGUAAGUGUGCUUGAGGCAGCCCCAACAGACUUUAAAAGAAUCACACAUCCUCUUUUGCCUGGCCUUCAGACAAUUUUCAAAUUGGAAAUACUUGGGAAAGUAUUUUGAAGUCCUUCUGAACAUAUUUUUCUGGGAAGUGUACUGCCAAAAUGAAUUUUACAGACCCUCAUUCCACAGACUACCCCUAUGAUCCAGACUACGCCUCUCUAAUCACAUCACCUUGUUCUAAGUUGGAAGUCAGGAACUUCACAAAAGCAUUUCUGCCAGUUGCAUAUUCACUGAUUUGUAUCACUGGUCUCUUUGGUAACAUCUUUGUGGUGAUGACCUUCGCUUUAUACGAAAGAACCAAAUCCAUGACGGAUGUGUACCUCUUCAACAUGGCCAUAGCAGACAUACUGUUUGUUCUUACUCUUCCACUGUGGGCAGUGAAUUAUGCUACUGAUAAAUGGAUUUUUGGUGAUUUUGUUUGCAAAAUGAGUAGAGGUAUCUAUGCAAUCAACUUCAGCUGUGGCAUGCUGCUUUUGGCCUUCAUCAGCGUGGACCGGUACAUUGCCAUUGUACAGGCAACAAAGUCUUUUAAACUCAGGGCAAGGACCCUUGCACAUAGUAAACUCAUUUGUUUGGCUGUGUGGAUAUCAUCAAUUUUAAUCUCUAGUCCCUCUUUUCUGUACAGUGAAAGUUACAACUUCUCCAUCAAUGAAACCAAAGAGAUUUGUGAUCGCAGAUUUGACAGAAUGUCUGAAAGUACAAUGCUGAAAUCACUGCUGCUAUGGCUACAAGUUGCAUUUGGAUUUUUUAUACCUUUCAUAUUCAUGGUCAUUUGCUACACCUUCAUUGUCAAAUCCUUACAACAAGCUCAGAAUUCCAAAAGAAACAAAGCAAUCCGUGUGAUUGUAUUAAUAGUAGCUGUUUUCCUAGUUUGCCAGGUACCUUAUAACAUUGUACUUCUCAUAACAGCUGUCAACAUGGGCAAGAUAGACAAAUCUUGUGACGGUGACAAGAUAAUGGCUUAUGCAAAAUACACCACAGAAGCCAUAGCAUUUUUACACUGCUGUGUGAACCCUGUGCUCUAUGCGUUUAUUGGUGUGAAGUUCAGAAGUUAUUUUGUGAAGAUAAUGAAGGACCUGUGGUGCAAGAGAGACAAGAAAGACAGUAAACGUGGUUCAAGGACAAACUCUGAUAUUUACCAUUCAAGACAGACUAGUGAAAUUCUGACUGACAAUGGAUCAUCUUUUACUAUAUAAUACAAUUUGGACAAGAUUAGUACUGAAGGGCUCUACUCACCAAGCAACCCAAACCAAUGCCACUGUGGAUGUGACAGCAAGUCACCUAAGCUUCUCUGCAGCUCUAAAGGAGACCCAGUGAUCUACAACUCCUUUCAGGGAAUUAAUUAAGAUAAAGGAAUAAUACUUUCCUGUGUAAAACUAAAGCCUUAUUCACUUCUCUUAAUGCUCUUCUAAAGUACAUUCUCUUGGAAUUAUAAAGAAAGUGAAGUUUACAGAGGAACCCUCAUCAUUGUGCAAGGAAAAAUUGCAUGUCAUCUGUCCUACAACACUGAAAUACCCCCAAAAUAAUAAGUAAAUGAAUAAGGUUAUGUCUAGGAUCUUUCUUACAUUUAUGUUGUUUCUGUUAAUUACUUCUACCUGGAAAUCCUACUGAAGUGUAGCUCUCAACUGUGCUUAUAUUGCAGACCAGUCACAUUGUGACAAUACUAACCCAAAGAGAUGCCAUUUUGAGCAAAGCAUGACAAGGAAAGCAAACUGUGAAAUGAAAAAAGAGGCCCAGGACUGCUGACAUAGCUGGGCUGCAGUGCUUGGUCUUGUAAACCUUUGCCCAGUGCUAUUCUGAACAGGGAGUGAAGCUUUGCAAGAGAGUUUCUUCUUUUUUUUGGCACAGGAUUCAGAUGCUGGAAUCCAAAAAAGCUGAUAAACUGAUGAAUAUCUCUUUGUGAAAAGUUGUCUCUUUCUAGCUGAAAUUCACACUCUACUUUUUAAAAGACAACUAACUUUAUGAAACAGUAUUUGUUGGAAUGUGAUUGGUGACAAAAUAUGAAGCAUUUUUUUGUAUUUAGCUACUGCUAGCAAAGAUUCCUUAAGAAUGCAAUUACCAGCUGAAAUAUAAAUAUAGUUUGAAAAAUUAGUUAGAAGUGAUUAUCUUAAAAAAGAGCAGAAUCUGACUUAAUUCAUACAGAAUUUUUACUGAGUCAGUAUUUGAAUAUAGGAAUAUUUAUAAUAAAUGCAAUUAGUUUUACCCAGCCUUGACUCUUCAGCAAAUCCUCGGUGGAUCUUCUGCUCAUUGAGUGAGCUUUACCACUGUUGCAAACACCGUGGGACAGUGAGAUAGACAGAAACAGGAGCUGAAGGUCCCUUGAGGAUUAAUUAUAUGGCACAUUAAUAUGAUACAUGAAACUAGUACUGCCUUGGCUGGUACAAUCUAUCCUUGUUUCCAUUGCAGUGUUAGGUUUUUAAAUAUCAGUGCUAGCUAUGAUAAAGAUUUCAUAUGUUUAUCAUAACUGAAUAGCAAUUUUGCAAGAAUAUGAUAGAAAAUUAUGUAAAUACAGAUGCAUGCAUUUGGUGUACAUAGCAAUGAUGAUUUUCUGGAAGACAAUUCAGCAAAU
Molecule: messenger RNA, 3249 nt
Organism: Prinia subflava (tawny-flanked prinia)
Lineage: Eukaryota; Metazoa; Chordata; Aves; Passeriformes; Cisticolidae
Gene: CCR6
Product: C-C motif chemokine receptor 6
Exons: 4
Coding region: 782-1876 (364 amino acids)
Biological process (GO): immune response; positive regulation of dendritic cell chemotaxis; cell chemotaxis
Cellular component (GO): external side of plasma membrane; membrane
Molecular function (GO): C-C chemokine receptor activity; scavenger receptor activity; C-C chemokine binding
Source: RefSeq, a predicted model, not a curated record